CCGGCCCGCCCCUGCGGCCGCCCCUCGGCUGGUGGCCGCCCCUUGUCCCCGCUCCUCGCUCUCGCGCUCUCCCCUCGGCUCCCGGCCGCUCCCUCGGAGACGAGGCCGGGGUCGGCGCCUGGGGCCCAUUCGCUCCGCUUCGCACGCUCCGGGGCUAGACGGGGUCGGGGGCUGCGCCGGACGUAAGGACCCGCGGACCCACGAACCAGGCGCCCAGCAGAGGAGCCACCGCCGCCCUUGUCACCAUGGACCCUCCGUCCCUGGACACAGCCAUCCAGCAUGCCCUGGCGGGCCUCUACCCGCCUUUCGAGGCCACCGCGCCCACCGUCCUGGCUCAGGUGUUCCGGCUCCUGGACUCCGACUUCGGGGGCGAUGGACUGAGCUUCCUGCUGGACUUCCUGAUCCCUGCCAAGCGCCUGUGUGAGCAAGUGCGCGAGGCAGCCUGUGCCCCCUAUGCACACCGCCUCUUCCUGCACCAGGGCUGGCCGCUCUGCCUGCGGGAGGGGGUUGUGCUCCACCUGGCACCGCUCAGCGCCCUCUGGUUACGCCCGGGGGACUUCUACCUCCAAGUCGAGCCCCAGGAGGAGCAAUCCGCCUGCAUCACCAUCAAAUGCCUCUCCUCAGACCUCCGCAGUGUGGACAAGAAGCCCGUCCCCGUGUCGUCCUACCCUGUGCUUUUCACCCAGGAGUGGCUGGAGGCCAUCAACAGUGGCCUGGAAGGAAGUCCCCUCCAGAAUUGCCUGGUGGCUUCAGAGAGUGGGAUUGCACCUGUGUCCUGGGCCAAGAUCGCCAGCCCAGAGUUUGUGGAUGACGGGCCUUGUGCCCUGAGCGUCCUCAGCCCAGCUCGCGGGGCCCUCCGGCUGAGCAGCCCCCAAGAGCUGCACCGGGUCGGCUCCCCAAGCAGCCAGGUGCUUCUUGCCCAGGGUUUGGCCAAGGGCAAGGGCAGGACGCAUGAGAACAAGUACCCGGGACUCAUCAAGGUGGAGCAGGCCAGGCCCGGGGAGGCGGCCUUCAGGAUGGACAGCGUGGUCAGCCGGGACUUGGAGGGAGACUACGUGGCUCUCCUGGGUUUUCCCCAAGCGAGCAGAGGAGAGUCUCCGGGGAGGGAGGUGGAGCCACACAGUGCGGGUGCUUUGGGGGCGCUAGCAGAGCUCCCUGGAGCUCAGGAAACUCCUCCCUCUCAAAGACUGCUGCCACUCUCAGGGGACAGUGGGGAACCUGCCUUGGAGCAGGCUUCUGCAAAGCCAGCAAGCUUCCAGGAGGAGCCCUGCUCUGGGGGCUUGAAGCGAAAGGUUGGGCACGAUGCACCUGCCAGCGACUUGGAACAGCAGCCCCGAGAGCCUGACCUGGGCCGCGUCUCUGACCUCAGUGCUGGUGUCUUAGAAGAUCCAGCCAUCUCCCAGACACAGGGACUGCUGGGAAAGCCAGAGACCAGGGUCCAGCUCGGGCCCAGACCCAGACAGGCUUCAUCCCCCUGCCCGUCCCCAGCCUCUCCUGUGGCUCCAGCCGCUGCAACAAAGGCAGAGGAGACCAAAGAGGGCAGCGGGAGACCCCCCAGGCCCGUGACCUGUCCUGGCGGAAACCCCUCUCCUUCUGCGUCCCCUGCUCCUGGGCUCCAGUCCUCCUUCUCGGAAGGGCAGAGGCUGUCCCCCACGCCUCCAGCAGGGGCCUCGCUCCAGCAGGACAAGCCUCAGAAAGUCUCCUGCCCACUGCACUCCCCCAGACCCUGCCGAGCUGAAGCCCCGGGGGAAGAUGGGACAGCUCAGACCAAAACAUCUGGCCCAGCCGCUGACUCAGGCCUCCGGGCUGGGGAGCAGACUGGCUUCCCAGAAGCCUCAGCCGGCCCCCCACAGAGAGGCCCCACCGCCCUGCAGGAGGAGCCCCCAGGGCCUGCACCGGGGAUUGGGGCUCUGAGUGUCGAGAUUCUCCACUCGAGGAUAGCAUGCCUGCCAGGCGGCCGGGACAGGGCGGGCCGACCCCUGCUUCUGGUGUCCACCACCGAGGGGGCCUGGGAGGAGCCAUGGUGCACGGCCUCCGAGCUCACCCAGCUGCUUUCCUACCUGUGCACCGUCCCCAGGCCCGAAGAGAAAGCCAAGGGGCUGGUGGUUGUGCUGGACGCCAGGAAGCAGCCCCCACAGCCUGGCCUGCUCAGCGCCCUGCAGGCCACCCAGGCGCUGGCCCCGGCCUCCAUCCGAAGUGUCCUGUUCCUGGGGGAGAAGCGGGGCGCCCUGGCGCUGCAGACCGCCUGUGACGUCCAGGUGGAAGUGCUGACCUCACUGAAGGCCCUCGGCCACCACGUGGAGCCCAGCCAGCUGCCGGCAGCCCUGGAAGGCCCCUUCCCCUACUGCCACAGCGAGUGGGUGCAGUUCUUCCAGAGGCUGGACCCCUUCCUGGCCACUCUCCGUCAGGCCUCCUCCCUGCUACAGGCGUCCAUCGAGGAGUUCAAGAAGGGGGCGCCCCCUGCAGGCGUGCAGGAGGCCACCAGGUGCCUGAGCAAGUUCAAGGAUCUGAUGGAGGCUGUGCUGCGGGAUCCAGGCCUCCUGGACCUCCAGCGGGAUGGUGGAGCCACCCUAGCCAGGCUACGGCGAGAGGCCAGCAGGCUGGACUUCAACCCGGACAUCAGGAGCCACCUGGCCGAGGCCGCCACCCUGUACGGCCUCGUGGACGAGCAGCUCCACGUCCUGGUCACUGCGUCCAACCACCUCCUGGGGAGGCUGGAGCUCCGCGUCAGCCUGGGCCGCCUGGAAGCCGCCAUCCGCCAGGUCAGCGACUGGAUGGAGCGGGAGGGCAGCCGGUGCCUGCAGGCCCUGGCCCCCGAGGACGGCAGCCUGGAGGCCGUGGAGAAGGCGCACAUGGAGUUCGAAGACUUCUUCCUUCAGGCUGCAGCCCAGUACCGCCGAGGCCUUGAGCUGUCCAAGCAGGCGGCCCAGCUGGGAGCUGCAGCCGGAGGGCCUGGCGAGGCGGGCGGAGCAGAAGCCCCAGAGCUGGCGGCCUUCGCGUCCACGCAGCGCGCGUUCCAGGCUAAGCUGACCCACUUCUACAUGGCGGCCGAGCGCCAGCGCACCGACCUGGAGACGCUGCUCCACCUGCACCGCUUCUGCAGGAAGCUGGCCUGGUUCCACAUGGACUGUCGGGACCUGAUGUCGCAGCUCAGGCUGGGUAAGGCCCAACGGGCCAGCCCCGGGGACCAGCGCCGCCUCCAGCGCUACCUGCAGCGCCUGGCGUCCGAGUUCUCUGCCCAGAAGCUCACGGCCAUGGGGCUGCAGGUGGCCUCCCUGAGCCGGGUGGGGAUGGGCCAGGACUUAUGGGAGGAGGCCCGGGCAAGACACGAGGAGACCCAGGCCCUCCUGCAGAAGGCCCUGGCCCACUGUCCGAGCACAGCGGUGCCCGCCACCCACAGAGGGGUGGCAGCCAAGGACCACGGGCCGAAUGGAGAUGUCACUUCCAAGGAGAGGCGGGACCUGCCCCUGCAGGACUCACCGGCCGGGGAUCCUUCACCCAAAUCCCACUGGCCUCGUCGGGGCACCAGAGGGAGGCCAGGAAGGAACUGCGAGGCUGGCCAGGCUGGGCCCCCCGACCUCACCCCCGAGCGGUUUCUUGCCGCCCUCUUCUCCCGGCAGCGGCUCCCCAGGCACAGCCGGGCCCCCCGCGCCCCUGGAGGCAGCUUCUCUUCAGAGGGGACAGACUCACAGACGUCCCUGGAGGACUCACCCCAGACAAGCCCCCCUGCGUCCCUCUAGCCGGGGGCCCCGUCGCCUGCACCAGGCUCAGGACUGUUGAGCACUGGUUUCACCUGUGCUGGGAAGACGAGCACCUGCUCCCAGCCGCGGGGCACUCUGGGAGUGGGAGUGGGACCCAGAUGCCGUGAAGCGUGUGAUGGCUUCACAACUCUGGGGUCUCGGGGGAACACGCAUUGCCACAGACCUCAGAUCCCAGGGAUAGACUGGCCCAGCAGCCACCCGGAGUUCAGGGAGGUGCACGGCUUCCCCUCCAGGUGCCAGGGCAGCCGAACCCACUGGUGGGGAGAUUCGGGAGUGGCCUCCUGCCUCAUGGCAGCAGCUCUCAAGACAAGGAUUGGCUGUGACUUUGGCUGCGACCCCAGGAACUGAAGGGCAGGAUGGGGCAGGGCAGGGUAGGGCAGGUGAUUCUGGGAGGGGACAGAAGGUGUUAUGGAGCGAAUUCCCACAUGGGCCACUGCAGCUCAGUCCUGCUGGGGAUGUCUGGAAGGCGGGAACACGCCCCCAUUUAUCCUGCCGGGGGGUGUGGCACUUAUCCCUAACUCCCAGGGCUCAGACCUGUGGGCUGCAGGCAAAGCUCCAUGGGCCUCAGCCGAGAGAAUCCCCCUAUGGGGCUGGAGGCCGCUCCUGCCUCCUGCACACGCAAGGGGACGGGCAAGGGCAGGGCUGCUGCUCUCCCCUCCCCUCGGCUCCUGGGCCUCCAUCCUCAGAUUCACAGAACCCUACAGCGUCUCACAUCCAGAGAGAAACAUCCCAUCUAGAGAGAAACAUCCCAUCCAGGGUAUCUGUCUUCUUUAUCCCCACCGUGUCUCUGACUCUAUGUCUUCCAUCCCCCACCUCUCCUUGGGCACAGCCCCUGGUGCCCAGGGAACCUGGGGUUCUAAGGCAUGGGAGUAGCGGGAUGAGGGGAGGGAGCACCAUCGCCAUCCAGCAGGCCAGCGCUGAGGCCGAGUACAGGGUCUCAGGCAGAGGUACCCCUGCUGGCAGCUCCCAAGCACCUUUCCCAGUGUCUGCCCCGUCUCGGCCUUGGGAUUCGUGACUGUGAUGGCCUCAGGCAGCCGGGCUCGGAGUCUUUAUGGCUGCAGAAGGAGGUAGGAGCAGACAUGCUCCCAGCAGUGAGGCUGUGCAGGGGGACCAGCAGGUGUCCUGGGAGUCAUCGCAGCCAGGAGUCACACACGUUCCAGCCCCAGGGCCUCCAGGAAUCUUCUGUGACACUCAAGAUUUCUCCAGUUUGGUAGGGAUCCCAUCCCCAGAGUUAAAGUCGGACCCUUGGGGCUGGGGGAUGGAAUCUGCAUUCGGAAUACCUGCUGCGGAGCUCCCCAUGCAGCCCAGCAAGAGUGGGAGCACAGUCUGGGGAAGUUACUAACGGGGGGGGGGGGGGCACAUGCAGCAAGGGCCGCCCCGCCGUGUCAGAACAUGGCCGGAGUGGGAGGCGUCAGGCGCACAGAGAGCUCACCCUAAGGACCCGUGCCCACCUUGAUCCCUUCCUGAAGACAGAGCCCUCAUCACCUGCUCACUCCCUGGAGCCCCAGAUCUCAAUACUGUGGCACUGGAGAUGAAGUUUCCAAUACGUGAACGGGGCAGGGGACACACCAAAGCCAAAGCAGAGGUGCCCGAGCCAGCCCCGCACCGCAAGCCUGCUCUAAAUUCUGUGGUCUGCUCCCCGCCUGCCAUCCAGAAGCCCAGCCAUGCGUAAGGAAAGCCGUUUGAUCAGCCCAUCUCUAUCCAUGCCUGUCGCCUCGGAGGGGGGCCUCAGGCUCUUAAAAUGCUGUUGCCAUAGCAACAGCAUCCAGCCAGUGGGGACCACAGGCAGGGAGCCAAGGAGACUGGGGUGCAAGGAUGGAAAGUCACUGGAGAGACAGUGCUGGGGAGGAGGAGGGCUGGUGGGGGGCGGGUGAUCUGAGAACCCUUGGGAGGGGGGUCCCCAAGGUCAUCUUGUGCAUCCUUCUAUCUCCAAAAAGUGCUGCCCGUGUACUCGCAAAGGCCCUGGCGGAGAAGGGGACGCAGAAAUGCACUGUAAUCAUUACAGUAUACAAGUGCGGUUCUAAGAGCUAACAUUCCUUUUGCGUCUUCCUCAUGCCUCGCUUUGUGCUAAGAGUUACAAAGGCUUUGACUUUUUCACAACAAGCCAACGUGGAAAUCCCGCGGGACGUAGCGUGGGCUCAGCAGAUGGCGCCCAGGCUCAUUCUGCGGCGCCGGCCCUGCCAGCCCCUGCUUCCGUUGCCUGGCAUCCAGGAAGAGGUUUCCCCAGAGACCACCAGUGAACCCCCACUGCAUCCUGGGGGGCUUUGCACUCCGAUUCCGGUGACGUCCUCGCGUUGUUUUCCGAAUCCCCUCUCUUUCUCGGAGGCCAGCUUACUGCGUGGGGUCGCAGCAGGGAGGUUCCCCUGCAUGUGCAGCUCCCCACGGGGGACCGCAGAACUGUGAAACUGCAAAGGCCCUGGCCCCAGGGCUGCUCCGAGGAGGUGGCCGCCCGGCCUGAGGGGAUGACAGUGGGGCUGAGCCCCAAGUCUGCCCAUGGCCCCAUUGAACCACCCCCAUGAGGGGAACCCCUAUGGAGCAACCCUAAGGGCUGUUGGUGUGAGAGAGCCCAGCCUGGCACUCAGGGACCCUGUGUGCCCUGUGACCCCAUGCAGGUUACUUCCUCUCUUGUGCUUAGUGUACCCCAUCUGUCCAAUGGGGGCAUGGGGUGGGUAAGGAUCUUUCUCAUCGUGGGAAUCAGCCCUGUCUUUGAUUCCAUGCCUGGUGCCUCCGAGUAGAUGGCCACCCUCAGUUUUCCCCGUCUGUUCAAUGGGCUUGUCAAUCCUACUGGGUGAAGAUGAUAGGAUCUCAGGAUGUUUUCCUUUCCAGAGGAGUGGCGGUCUUGGGAAAGAGCAAAGCUUGGAAAGCCUGCUGGGCUGCGACAUGGGGCAGCAGCGGGACCGAGACCCAAGCAGAAGCGCGGGCACUUUACAGUUUACAAAGCACCUGCUUGUCUGUCGUUUCCUCCUCUGACAUUUGCUAUGACCUUGAGGGCCCCAGAAGUCGUCCUCUGGGAUGUCCCCAUUUUACAGCUGAGGAGACUGAAGCCUAGAGAGGGGAGAUGUCCAAGGUCAUGCAGCCGGGAGAGAGAUUGGGGAGGGGAAGCCUCGGGGCGGGCCCGAGUUCCGGUCAAUAUCCAGUCGCAGAGGGUGUGUGAGCCUCCAUGCGGACCCCUCUCCAGACCCAGUCUGAGACCUGACCUCCUCCUUUCUGCAGAAAUGGCUGCUGGGAUUUUGUUUUUAUUUGGGGACUGAACCAGUGGAUGGGAGAGGGGUAUCGAUCUGUCUCUCUCUAGCUCUGCCUUUCAAAUAAAUACAUCUUUAAAAAUAAAUAAAUAAAAACACAUUACAAAGCAGCUGGAGGAGCAGCAGGUGGGAGGUGUGCAGGUACAGCCUGCGGGAAGGGGUGAGGGUGGGGGGGCACAAGCUUCUGCACCCACUCCCCGAAUCUCCAGGUGUCCCGCUCUCCGGAAGCUCCCUCGGCCCAUUCUUCAAUAGAAUCAGGGAAUUUAUGACAAACGCACAGCCAGCGUCCAUUGAAUGGGGAAACGUUGGAAGUAUUUCCACUGAGAUCCAGAAUCAGACGAGGAUGCCCACUCUCACCAUUGCUAAUCAAUAUAGUCCUGGAAGUUUUAGCCAGAGCCAUCAGGCAAGAAAAAGAAAUCAAAGGGAUACAAAUUGGGAAGGAGAAGUCAAACUAUCCCUAACUGACAUGAUUGUAUAUCUAGGGGAUCCAAAAGACUCCACCAAGAGACUGUUGGAACUCAUAGAAGAGUGUAGUAAAAUUGCAGGAUAUAAAAUCAAUACAGGCUGGCACCACGGCUCACUUGGCUAAUCCUCCGCCUGCAGUGCCAGCACCCUGGGUUCUAGUCCCAGUUGGGGCGCCGGGUAAUAGUCCCAGUUGCUCCUCUUCCGGUCCAGCUCUCUGCUGUGGCCCGGGAGUGCAGUGGAGGAUGGCCCAGGUCCUUGGGCCCUGCACUUGCAUGGGAGACCAGGAGAAGCACCUGGCUCCUGGCUUCAGUUCAGCACGGUGAGCCAGCCGCAGUGUGCCAGCCGUAGCGGCCACUUUGGGGGUGAACCAAUGGAAGAAAGACCUUUCUCUCUGUCUCUCUCUCACACUGUCUAACUCUGCCUGUCCAAAAAAAAAAAAAAAAAAAUCAAUACACAAAACUCAGCAGCCUGUGUAUACACAGACAAUGCCAUGGUUGGGAAAGAACUUCAAUCCCAUUCAUAAUAGCUACAAAAAAAUUCAAAUACCCUAGAAUAAAUUUAACCAAGGAUGUCAAAGAUCUCUAUAAUGAGAACUGCAAAACAUUAAAGAAAGAAAUAGAAGAUACAAAAAAUUGGAAAAAUCUUCCAUGUUCACGGAUUGGAAGAAUCAAUAUCAUCAAAAUGUCCAUGCUUCCAAAAGCAAUUUACAGAUUUGAUGCAGUACCAAUCAAAAUACCAAGGACAUUCUUCACAGAUAUAGAAAAUAUGAUGUUGAAAUUCAUGUGGAACACAGGAGACCCAGAAUAGCUAAAGCAAGUUUAACAAAAACAAAGCCAGAGGCAUCACAAUACCAGAUUUCAAGACAUACUACAGGGCAGUUAUAAUCAAAACAGCCUGGUACUGGUACAAAAACAGGUGGAUAGACCAAUGGAACAGAAUAGAAAUGCCAGAAAUCAAUCUAUGCAUCUACAACCAACUUUUCCAUAUGAAUAUUUGACAAAGGAGCUAGAAUCAAUCUCUGGAGUAAUGGCCGUCUCUUUAACAAAUGGUGCUGGGAAAACUGGGUUUCCACAUGCAGGAGUAUGGAGCAAGACCCCUACCUCACACCUUAUACAAAAAUCCACUCAAAAUGGAUUAAAGACCUAAAUCUACAACCUAACACCAUCAAAUUAUUAGGGAAACCCUGCAAGACAUUGACAUAGCAAAGACUUCUUGGAAAAGACCCAGAGGCACAAGCAAUCAAAGCCAAAAUUCACAAAUGGGAUUAAUUCAAAUUGAGGUGCUUCUGUACUGCAAAAGAAACACUCAGGAAAGUGAAGAGGCAACCAACAGAAUGGGAGAAAUUAUUUGCAAACUAUGUAACUGACAAAGGAUUAAUAACCAGAAUAUACGAAGAGAUCGAGAAACUCCACAACAAAACAAACAACCAAGUUAAGAUAUGGGCAAAGGAUUUAGACAUUUUUCAAAAGAUGAAAUCCAAAUGGCCAACAGACACAUGAAAAAAUGUUCAGAAUCACUAGGCAUCAGGAAAAUGCAAAUCAAAACCACAGUGAGGUUUCACCUCACCCUGGUUAAAAUGGCUUUCAUACAGAAAUCAACAAACAACAAAUGCUGGCGAGGAUGUGGGAAAAAAGGUACCCCAAUCCACUGUUGGUGGGAAUGUAAACUGGUAAAGCCACUAUGGAAGACGCAUGACAAACCUCAGAAACCUGAAUAUAGACCUCCCGUAUGACCCAACCAUUCCACUCCUGGAAAUUUACCCAAUACAAAUGAAAUCAGCAUAUGAAAGUUAUCUGCUCCCCCAUGUUUAUUACAGCUCAGUUCACAAUAGCUAAUACAUGGAACCAACCCAAAUGCCCAUCAACUGAAGACUGGAUAAAGAAAUUAUGGGAUACGUACACUUUGGAAUACUACACAGCAGUAAAAAAAAUGAAAUCCAGUCAUUUACAACAAAAUGGAUGAAUCUGGAAAACAUCAUAUUUAGUGAAAUAAGCCAGUCCCAAAGGGACAAAUACCAUGUGUUCUUCCUGAUCUGUGAUAACUAAUGGAGCACCUAAAAGGCAAUCUGUAGACAUGAAAUUGACACUUUGAGAAGCAAUGACUUGAAUAGCCCUUGUCUUGACUAUUGAGGAACAUAUCUUUUUAAAAAUACUAUUUGUUGAACUCCGCUUAACGUCAAGUUAAACUAAACAUACGUGUACAAAGUCAAUUAAAAAUAGAUCUCAGUAAAAAAUAAGAGUGGGAAUAAGAGAGGGAGGAGGAGGGGUUGGGAGUAUGGGUGGGAGGGUAGGCAUGGUGGGAAGAAGCACCAUCUUCCUAAGUUGUAAGUGGGAAGUGUAGGAAGUUUGUAAUUGUAAAGCUGUAUAGUUCUGCAUACAUUCCUAUGGACUUACUUCUAAGGGUACAGUUUAAAAACUUGCCAUGGGACCCCAUAUCUCCUUAAGCUCAGUGGUAAAAAUACCAUCUUAAGUGUUAAAAUGAUCAUAUGGAUAGGGUUAAGGGUCUGAAUUAAAAAGGAGUGAAUGCUCCAACAUGGGAAGCAGUCCACAGAGCAGACUCAUAGAAUGACAAUUGCUUUAAAUAGCAUUCUGGGGGCUGGCGCUGUGGCGUAGCAGGUAAAGCCGAUGCCUAUAGUGCCGGCAUCCCAUAUGGGCACUGGUUCAUGUCCAGGCUGCUCCACUUCCCAUCCAGCUCACUGUUGUGGCCUGGGAAAGCAGUAGAAGAUGGCCCAAGUACUUGGGAGACCCACGCGGCCCACAUGGGAAACCUAAAAGAAGCUCCUAGCUCCUGGCUUUGGAUUGGCGCAGCUCCGGCCGUUGCAGCCAAUUGGGGAGUGAACCAGUGGAUGGAAGACCUCUCUGUCUCUCUGUGUAACUCCGACUUUCAAAUAAAUAAAUCUUUUAAAAAAAAAAA
Oryctolagus cuniculus (rabbit) is the source of this 10381-nucleotide messenger RNA. Its product is annotated as KIAA1755 ortholog. Lineage: Eukaryota; Metazoa; Chordata; Mammalia; Lagomorpha; Leporidae. The record is from RefSeq and is a predicted model, not a curated record.